CCGAUACGGCACACACGGUACGAUAUCCUAGGGAACAAUCACCGCCGACCAUCGAACGACAACACACGCCACCAAGCACGCAGUUGUCUCUCGAGCACCUGUGCGCACGGUACCAGUGUACGAUGAGGAUUGCAUCCCGCCCUUUCUUUCUAUUGACCGCCGCAAGGUUCUCAGCGCUGGACACAUCCACGGCAUUUGCUCCCCGCCGAUCGAUUGCAAACCAGCACGGCAACUCGGGGCACAGCCACCGUUCCUUUCGAAGAAACCUGUCUUCCUCCUCGUUGCGGUCGUCGCUGGCGUCGUGGUCCUCGUCCUCGUCGUCGUCGUCUUCCCUGAGAAUGUCUUCUACCGAUGCGGACCGAGCCGAUGCCUCCAUGCUUCGGGUCGCUCUCUGCCAGUUUCACGUGGGCCACGACAAGGACGCCAACGAGGAAACCGCCAGAACCUACCUGGCGGAGGCAAAAGAAAAGGGUGCCUCCAUGGCGGUACUCCCGGAAAUUUGGAACAGUCCCUACGCCACGUCCGCAUUCCCGGACUACGCCGAAUCGCUCCCCGACAUCGGCGACGGAUUGGAAAGCGCCGAUGGCGGAAGCGACGGUCCGAAAUGGUCCUCGUCGGCCUCCCGGCUGUUGAUGCAGGCGGCCAGGGACCACGGCAUGUGGAUCAUCGGGGGAAGCGUGCCCGAACGAGUCCUGGAGGACGGCGAAGAAAAGAUCUACAACACCUGCCUCGUCCUGAACCCGGAGGGCGUGGUGGUGGCCAAGCACCGAAAGGUGCACCUCUUCGACAUCGACGUCCCCGGCGGAAUCACCUUUUUCGAGUCGGAAACCCUCAGCCCGGGCUCGUCGGUCUCCCACUUUGCGACCCCCUUUGGAGAGAUCGGGGUCGGGAUUUGCUACGACAUCCGGUUCGCCGAGUACGCCAUGCUGCUGCGGCAGAAACACAACUGCUCGGUCCUGGUGUACCCGGGCGCCUUCAACAUGACGACCGGGCCGGCGCACUGGGAACUCCUCCAGAAGGCGAGGGCCCUCGACAACCAGUGCUUCGUCGUGACCGCGUCCCCCGCUCGGUCGGAAGAGCCUCCGGCCGGCGGCGAAACCGACGCGGGGUACCCCCACUACACGGCCUGGGGGCACAGCACGGUGGUCUCGCCCUGGGGCGACGUCGUUGCCACCACGGACGAAACCGAGGGCAUCGUGGUUGCCGACCUGGACCUCGGCCGGCUCGCCGAGGUGCGGGCCGGGAUCCCCAUCCAGAACCAGCGGAGAACGGACCUGUACGCGCUGGAAGACCUGUCGUAGCAGGCGCGCCGGAUCGGUCAUGGGUUUGCGCACAACGAUUCAUAGCUGAGCUGAUAAUGCUCGUAUGCAACUUGUUGAAAGAAAAAUCUUUGUUUCCUUCUUCAAACAAACGAAAAUGACGAACUAGAAGCAGCCGGAGCGACAACAUUUCUACUGGACUAAAGUAGCUUUGGUAAACGACAACAGCAUGUUUGUGAUUUGUGUUAUUUCCUCGGCCUUGCAACAAAUAUCAAAUGUAGUCCAUCAUCGAUAUUGCGAACAGCAAAAACCGACUGAAAUGUGUAUUGUAGUGAUUGGUGUAUGCAUUGCUGUUGCGUUGGUGGGGUUGAAUCCUAUGGUGUGUAUGUAUUGUUGUGUUAUUUAUGCAGCAGUCUCUAAAUAUGCAAUCGUCCGUAAUGUUCCAUCCCACACCAAUAGUCGCCUUGGUCUUCUCAUCCUGCAAGUCCGCAGCAGCAUUGUUCAUAAUGAGAGGCGGCACCAUUUCGAUUUUUUCUGCCCCCGUCUUGACUAGCAUACCUUCUCCUCUUCGUCCAAGAAUACUGCAUCCCUAUCACACCUCCCGAUUGCUACCAAACCAAGCACUUGCUGUUAUCAUGCUCGAGCCGAACCACCAGAUUGCCCCAUCUCCCGUGAACGUUCGAUAGCGGCCGACUCAACGGGAUUUUUUCGUGCGACGUGUCCUUUUGUGUUUUGC
Molecule: messenger RNA, 1995 nt
Organism: Pseudo-nitzschia multistriata
Lineage: Eukaryota; Bacillariophyta; Bacillariophyceae; Bacillariales; Bacillariaceae
Source: the annotation of a GenBank genome assembly